GCUUUUUGUUCGCGUGAAACAGUUGCAAGCCUUUGAACGAUCAGCGACGACGGCGUUAACUUUGGCGCGGAUACAGCAGAUUUUUUUUUCGUUUGUUCAAGCAGGCGCCUGGCGGCUGCCUCCUGACACGUUGACGCCUCUCUGUCACCCGCUCCGCAAGCAAGCAGCAAGCAGCAGCAGCAACAGCAACAGCAGCAGCUUAAACCGAAAAACAAACAAACAAAAAACAAAGAAAAAAACAAACAAAAAUACAAAAACAAACAACAAAGUUACCAACAAACAACAACAACAACAGAAGUGCGAGUGCAUUGCAAUCCAUCCCAACAUAUCCUGUGUGUCCAGCGAUAACAAUAGCACCAACAAAAACAACAACAACAGCAACGAUACAGUUUUCCCAUUGCGGAGGAAAAGCCAAGCAAAAAUCACAGAGACAAUCAGACAAAAAAGAGCUACAAGAAAAGACACCAUCAUUGUGCGCCUCAAACUGACAGCCCGAGAAGCAGCAGCAGGAGCAGGAGUAGGAGUCGGAGUAGGAGCCGUAGCAGCAGCAGCAGCCGCAGGAGAAGAUACACCAGCAGCAGCAGCAGCAGGAGUAGCAGAUACAGAUACAGCAGCAGCAGCCGCAGCAGCAGCAACCGCAAAGAUGCUCACGGACAUGACGCCGACGGCCGGCCAGUUGUAUGGCUCACAGAUACCGGCCAUGGGAAUGAACAUCAGCAACAUUGCCACACACUUGCAGAAGCCACAAGUUAAUCCGGAUCAUCCCAGCUUGAGGGGCACCCCACUGGCCAUGCUGGCCGCACAGUGCAACAAGCUGUCCAACAAAUCGCCGCCACCGCUCGCCGAUGCGGCGGUGGGCAAGGGUUUCCAUCCAUGGAAGAAGAGUCCCAAUUCCCCGGCUGCAGGCAGCAGUGGCAGCGGCUCCGGUGGGGGAGGAGGCGGAGGUGGAGGUGGCGGUGGCAGCAGCAGCGCCGGACAACACUCGCCCUGCGCCAUUUCAGCGGCCAGCUCGUCCAGCUCCAGCGGCAGCGCCAGCGGACAAUCCUCAAGAAGCCUCUCAGCCAGCGCCAGCACCAUGGUGAACAUAACAGCCAGCAUCUAUCCUUACAGUCGCCCCUUGGCCUCGUCGUGUGCGGCGGUGAGCGGCUCGGCCUCCGCCUCCGUCUCCGCCUCGGCAUCGGCGGCAGCUGCCGCGGCAGCGUCCGUGUCGGCAUACGGCGGAGACUUGUACUUCCCGAACACGGGCAGCUCAACGGCGGGCAUGGUGGCGGACAAUCAUCACAUGCACCAGGGCCUGCUGGGCAAGGUGGAGGGGGCGGCAUUCGGGUCCGUGUACUCGCGGCAUCCCUACGAUUGGCCCUUCAACACGGUGUCGCACAAGGCCGCGGAGGCGGCCAGCGUCAACAGCGUGAAUGGGUGGUGGGACAUGCACAGUGCUGCGGGCAGCUGGCUGGACAUGGGCAGUGCGGCCGCAGCCGGGAUGCACUCGACCAUGGCGAACUAUGCGAGCGCCGCGGCCGCCGGCUCCGACUACUCGUCGGCGCUGUCGCACUCGCUGUCGAACACGGCCCACCUGCUGGGCUCCGGGCAGCACCUGCUGCAGGACACGUACAAGAGCAUGCUGCCCGGACAGGGUGUGGGCGGGUUCUCGCUGCCGCACAGCUCCCCAUCGGCGGCGUCUUCGGCGGCGGUGUCUCCGCAGUCGUCGGCGCCGUCGACACCGUCGCCCCGGUCGCAGCGUCGGUAUGCGGGCCGGGCGACCUGCGACUGCCCCAACUGCCAGGAGGCGGAGCGGCUGGGGCCGGCGGGCGUGCAUCUGCGCAAGAAGAACAUCCAUUCGUGCCACAUCCCGGGCUGCGGCAAGGUGUACGGCAAGACGUCGCAUCUGAAGGCGCAUCUGCGGUGGCACACCGGCGAGCGUCCCUUCGUGUGCAAUUGGCUGUUCUGCGGCAAGCGCUUUACGCGCUCCGACGAGCUGCAGCGGCAUCUGAGGACGCAUACCGGCGAGAAGCGCUUUGCUUGCCCCGUGUGCAACAAGCGCUUUAUGCGCAGCGACCAUCUGGCAAAGCACGUGAAGACGCACAACGGCACGGCGCCGAAUGGCAUUAAGAAGGGCUCCUCGGAGUCCUGCAGCGACUCCGAGGAGGCCGCCAAUCAGUCGGGUGAGUCCAACGGGCUGGGCGGCGCGACCAGUGGCCAACAGACGGGCGCGGCCGGUGGCGGCGGGGGUGGCCCAACCAGCGCCGGCUCCGGCUCGGGCUCCGGCUCUGGCUCUGGAUCUGGCACCGGCUCCGGUUCGGGCUCCGGCUCCGGAUCGGGGUCUGGCUCUGGCUCUGGCAGCCAUCCCGGCACCCCGACCUCGCUGCACGCGCAUAGCGCAUCAAGCACGCCCAGCAGCCUGCUGGGCGGCGGUCUGCACCUGGCCUCGCCGCACCAGAUGGUCGCCGCGGGCGGGUCGCCGGUGAUGCUUCACCAGCACCAGCAGCAACAACAGCAACAGCAGCAGCAGCAGCAGCAACAUCAGCAGCAGCAGCCCCAUCAGCAGCAGCCCCACCAGCAGCAGACCCACCAGCAACAGCAGCAGCAGCAACACCACCAGCAGCAGCAGCAACAGCAGCAGCAGCAACAUCUACAGCAGCAGCAUCAACAGCAGCAGCAGCAAUUCGCCCAGCAGCAGCAGCAGCAGCAACAGCAGCAGCAGCAGCAUCCGCACGCGCAUCUGCAUCAUCAUCAUCAUCAUCAUUUGGCGGCGGGCAGUCCGGGUCUGGAGCAUCGGCUGGACCGUCUGGAUCCCAGCGCCUUGGUGGACAUCAAGCCACCGAUGGUCUGAGGGUCGCUGGGACCCUUUCUGUUCACCAACUGAGCGGAAAUGGGUUCCUGGACGGAACUGGAAUUGGAAUUUCUACGCAACCCCAGCAGCUUACUAAACUAUAUCUACGAGUGAUUGGAUUGAUUCAUCCACAUGGUCCACUCGUACAUAUACUUAUUACAUACAAUAUACAUACAUACAUCAUACACAUCUCCAAUGCAUAAUGUAAAAUGUUUUUUUUUUUUGUGAUCUGGAAUAAAAGAGAAUCCAUUUGCAGUGGGAGGCAGAAAAGAUGCAGCUAGGAACAUAAUUACUCUCGUUUAAUUGUAAAUAUUCGAUGCACUCUCUCUCUAUAUGUCUAUGUAUGUCCGUAACCACACACACACACACAAACACAUACACUUAAUCGAGCACUCAACACAACAACAAAAAAAAACAAAAACAUUUGCUUGUCGCUAGCUUAAGAAGAACGGAAAUAUACGUAAAAUAAAUACAACAGCAAACAAUUAGUUCUACUCGAGAUAUCGAUGGAGUGUAGCGGAGCUGUUUGUUUUUUUUUUGUCGAUUUUUUUUUCAUAGUUAGUAGAUCAUAAAAUAUAUAAAUAUAUAUCUAGAGUACUCUAUCCGCAUACAUAUGUACACACGAGGAUAUUUGUAUGUAUGUAUCGUUUUUUUUCUUAGCCCGUAAGUAAGUUAAUCCUAAAAGAAAUCUCUGAAUGAAUUAUUAACCAACAGACAAGCUUCGAGCACACACACAAAAACACACAAACACACACAGUUUAAGGGGGGAAAAUAAGUAAAUAAAUAUAAAGAAUGAAUCACAAACUAUUUGUUGAACAUUUAUGCAAUUCUAAUAAACAAACAAAAGAAAACACCCCCUACAAAAUAUAUAGACGAUAGGCAUAAUAAAUAUAUUUCUAGUCCAAUUACGAAGCGGCAAAAGCGAAGGGAGAAGGGAGAAGGGGUAUCUACAUAUGGUGUGGCAUAGGAUUUUGUUCGUUACGAUCAAGAAUUGUAUGUAAAAAGCUAAGCGAAUACCUUUGGAGCGGAACGUCUCUCAAUUCUAGCUCUAAACUUGUACAUUAGAAUACAUUUUCAAGCAGCUAACAGGCAGACAGGCAGACAGACAUACUUUUAGUGCUUUAUCAGACAAAAGACAAGCAACAAGAAACAAGCAA
Messenger RNA from Drosophila subobscura, 3987 nucleotides. RefSeq names its product transcription factor Sp9 (gene Sp1). Gene Ontology annotation, molecular function: DNA-binding transcription factor activity, RNA polymerase II-specific; RNA polymerase II cis-regulatory region sequence-specific DNA binding. Gene Ontology annotation, biological process: regulation of transcription by RNA polymerase II. NCBI's taxonomy places the organism in Eukaryota, Metazoa, Arthropoda, Insecta, Diptera, Drosophilidae. The transcript is spliced from 4 exons. The coding region runs from base 644 to 2830 and encodes 728 amino acids. The record is from RefSeq and is a predicted model, not a curated record.